Penicillium cataractarum is the source of this 726-nucleotide messenger RNA. RefSeq lists its product as uncharacterized. The transcript has a single exon. The coding region runs from base 1 to 726 and encodes 241 amino acids. Lineage: Eukaryota; Fungi; Ascomycota; Eurotiomycetes; Eurotiales; Aspergillaceae. The record is from RefSeq and is a predicted model, not a curated record.
AUGGUCGAACUUUGCUCUUCAACCAGCUGCGAUUCCUUGAAGAUACACCAGAGGUUACUCGAGUCUAAAAGCGAAGUCGUGGCUGCCGCAUUCCAGCGCGAUUUUCCAGAAUGCCAUUCUAGGUGUUACACGUUCACCGAGACCGCUCAUGUCACAGUGUCCCAGUUUAUCGAAUGGGCAUAUAGUGGGGACUAUACUGACGUGAAUCCUAUGCCUAUCCACAAGCCUUGGGAGAAACAACCCGGAAAUCCUCCAGAGCCAACAACUCCAGGGCCGCUGGAUGAACUUUCGGAGGAGAGCAAGGUCUUACCCGCGCACACACUGCUAUCUCAUCUACAUGUCUACGUAUUCAGCCAUGUUUAUCAAGUCUCAAAGCUCAAAGAGCUGGCGUUUGAUAAAUUUACGACGGUCCUGAAGGAUAUGGGAAAGCCAACAAAAAUCGAUGAGCAGCUUGCGGUCAUUGAUUGUCUUGAGGUUGUAUUUUCGAAAGUGGAUCGCUAUGAUGGGCUUCGAGGGUGGCUAGCUCAAUAUGCUGCUUGGUGCUUGGAUACUUUACGUCUUCAAGGCAAAUUUCAUGGUCUGCUGCGGAGGGUGCUGGCCCUUAGUUCGCGCAUGAUGGAAUCACUGAGCCCAGCAAAAGAAGCUCCUUGGAACACGAAGUCGUGCAAUUACUGUGUCCCACCUUAUGAUACCCGUACUAGCUUCGAUGAAGAGAGUGGAUAUUAA